Moneuplotes crassus is the source of this 1260-nucleotide messenger RNA. The record is from the annotation of a GenBank genome assembly. Lineage: Eukaryota; Ciliophora; Spirotrichea; Euplotida; Euplotidae.
UUAAUGAAAAUGGAACCAGAUCUCAGUAGAUUUGAUGUUGAUGAAGAUUUUGAUUGGAGGGAAGAUGGAAUUGUAAGCGAAGAUCAUUUAGAUACCUCAGAAUUUGGAGAUGACUUUCCUAGGAGACACAAUAGGCAUAAUUUAUCAUCAUUAUCUCUGAUGGUUAGUGAUACUGAUGAUGAAGAACUAAAAGUUGCUGAUGAGAUAGAAGAAACCCCAACUGAGUCACACCAACGUAUAAUCAAUGAAAUACUCAAUUCCACCACUCAUAUUGAAGAUUUGAGAAUUAAAGAACAGAAAGAGGAAGAAAAGAAGCAAAAGAAUAAAUCCUUCAAGGAGAUGAAAAAAUACCAUAAAGAAGAGCAGAAAGAGCCAGUAGAAGCAGAAAAUGAAACUCUGGAUUGCACAAUUUGACUAUCCAGUGACUCUCAAACCUUGAUGAUCUGAAGGUUCUGAGGAAAUAAUGCAUGCAAUCCAUGUUGGGAAAAGGCUUUCAGACAAAAGUCAGAAUGAUUUUUCUGCAGAAAGAGGAUUCAUAAACAAGAUUUAGUCAAAAAUCUUAUGGUCGAACAGAUCAGACAUCAACAGCAAAUUCUUGCUUUUCAAAAUAACAAUAAACUUACUAAGAAAUGUCCAAACCAUGAUAAACCAGGCAAGCUAUUCUGAGAGACCUGCUCGUGUUUCUUCUGUUUGCAGUGCAUUAAAGAGUCUGUACACUCUGAUCAUGAAGUUUGAGAUGUUGAAGAAAACCCUGAGAUCAAAGCUAAAAUAUUAGAGUCCAAUAAGUAUUGAAAGGAGCUAGAAAAAGGAAGAAACCUGCUUCAAAUAUCAAUAAAAGAGCAUUCAGAGCUUAUAGAUAUCAGUCAGAACUUUCUGGAUAUUUAUGUCCAAGAGUUCAAAGACAAAAUCUUCAAGAAAAUUGAUGAAGAUACUAUGGAUUUGAGAGAUAAAUUUUUAUUAGAAAAAUCACUCAACGCCCAAGCUCAAGUAGAGUUGGACAAAUUUGAUGACGUUGUAAAAGGGUUGGAAACACUAAGCCUCAGAACCAUUGAUGUAAAAAAGCUCAGAAUGAAUAUUAACAAGCAAGUUAAAAAAGACGAAACGCCAAAUGUCAAAGCUUUGAUAAACACUAAAGAUCUGAAAUUAUGAAAGAACUCGAUCCAGGAGAGAUACUUAUUAGGCUGCGACUCCACAAACCACACAAAGUUCACUGAAUAUAUGAAGAAGACUCUGGAAGAAGGCAUCCGCCAAUUUGUCUAA